AUGGCGCAUACAAUUAGGCUUCCAGAAUUACAAAUACCAAAGUUUGAUGGAAAUUAUACUGAGUGGCCUAGUUUUCAUGCCAUAUUUGAAAACUUAGUUCACAAUAACCAAGAACUAUCUGAAACAGAAAAACUACAACAUUUAUUUUCAAGCGUAAAGGGCGCAGCAUUUGACAUCAUUAGAUCGUUGAGUUUAAGUGAUGCAAACUAUGCUAAGGCUUUAGAAUUACUUAAAAAGAGAUUUGAUAAUAAACCUUUAAUUUUACAGGCACACGUCAAAGAAAUUUUGUGGGCAAGGGAUAUAUCGAAUGAAUCAUCGACAAAGUUAAGAGAGCUUAGUGAUCGAAUCAAUUUGCACAUGCGUGCUUUACAAACAUUAGGCACCAAAGAACAAAUCGCAGACAAUUUCUUGAUCCAAAUCAUCAGUGCCAAGCUCGAUUCUAAAUCAAAGGCUAAAUGGGAAGAAGAGUUGUCCGUCCAUGAUUUGCCAACGUGGGAAAUGAUGACUGACUUUUUAGAAAAAAGGUGUCGUGUAUUGGAGAAUAUGGACGGUGCUAUGGUCUCCCUAACAUCUAGCCACCAGGUAGGAAAGAAAAUUACUAAAAAAUAUAGUUAUUUGGCAGCAAAUAUGGGUACUAUCUCUUGCGUAUUUUGCGACUCAAAGGAUCACUAUAUUACAAAGUGCACACUGUUUACAAAUCUUUUCCCAACGCUUCGAUAUAAAGAAGCAAAGAAGUUGCUGUUAUGUUUAAAUUGCUUACGCAAGGGUCACGCAUUGAAUAAAUGCAAGUCUGGACACUGUCGUCAUUGUGCUUCAAAGCAUCAUUCAUUGCUUCAUAUGCAAUCUGUAUCUCCAAUUAAUUCGAAAGGCGUUGCACCUGAAAUACAUAUAGCAAAUCGGUCGGAAGAGCCAUCAAUUUUAAAAAAUACGUCGCUGCUCUCACUGUCCUCUUUAACCUCUAUUCCUAAAGCCCCAGAAUUUCCAUCUGAAAAUAGUGUGCUACUAGCUACUGCAAUCAUUCUCAUCAAAAAUUCCUCAGGAUCUUUCGUUCCAUGUAGAGCAAUUCUCGAUUCUGCGUCUCAACUCAACUUUAUAACUUCUCGUUUAGUCAAAUUGCUGCAGCUAAAUACGAAAACAACAUACACAACCAUAUCAGGCAUAGGGGAUUCUACACUUGAAACAAACAAGGUUGUUGAGCUAUUUACAAAAUCACACUCAGGCGAUUAUUCAACUUCAUGCACUGCGAUCGUUACAACAACUAUCACAGAUCCUCAACCAAACUUUAACGUAAACAUUUCAGACUGGUCAAUUCCAAACAACAUCACCUUAGCCGAUCCGAUGUUUUUCAAAUCACAGAGAAUCGAUGUGUUUCUAGGUGGCGGCUUAUUUUUUAACUUAUUGUGUAUUGGACAAAUUUGUCUGGAAAAUAAUUUUAUGCUGCAGAAGACAAGGCUGGGUUGGAUAGCAUCAGGUGGCGGUAUUAUUCCAAAAUACAAUCACUCAUUUUCGUUAGCCAUAGCUACGAAAUUAACCACUGAAUUGGAAUUUGAAAAUGAAAAAUCGUUAAAUGAAAUUGUAAAAAGGUUUUGGGAAAUAGAAAAUUGUUUUGACGCGCACUCUUCGGUAACAGAGGAAGACGCAUAUUGCGAAACCCAUUUCAAACAAAAUUUUACUCGGUUAGAUUCUGGUAAAUAUUCCGUUUUGCUUCCUAAGCACCGUAAUAUCGACUCACUCGGAGAUUCUUAUAAUCAUGCACUUCAACGAUUUCACAGUUUAGAAAGAAAGUUGCAACGUAAUGCUGAUUUAAUUAAUGUUGAUUUUAUUAAUGAGUAA
This is a messenger RNA of Teleopsis dalmanni, 1833 nucleotides long. RefSeq lists its product as uncharacterized. The record is from RefSeq and is a predicted model, not a curated record. The transcript has a single exon. Bases 1 to 1833 code for a protein of 610 amino acids. NCBI's taxonomy places the organism in Eukaryota, Metazoa, Arthropoda, Insecta, Diptera, Diopsidae.